This is a messenger RNA of Tinamus guttatus (white-throated tinamou), 276 nucleotides long. NCBI's taxonomy places the organism in Eukaryota, Metazoa, Chordata, Aves, Tinamiformes, Tinamidae. The record is from RefSeq and is a predicted model, not a curated record.
AUGGGUCUCACUGUGCAACUUAAUGGCUUCGUGGUGGUGGCAGAGCCUUCGCUGCCCCUCUCCUUCCUCUGCCUCCUGGCCCUGGCCUCCGCCUGCUACAUCCAGAACUGCCCCCGUGGCGGCAAACGGGCCCUGGCCGACACAGCCAUGAGACAGUGCAUGUCCUGCGGCCCCGGCAACAGGGGCAACUGCUUUGGGCAAAGUAUCUGCUGCGGCGCCGAGCUGGGCUGCUUUGUGGGCACAGCGGAGAUGCGGCGCUGCGCCGAGGAGACCUAC